AUGUACAGCUUUAUGGGAGGGGGCCUCUUCUGUGCUAUAGUGGGGAACAUCCUGCUUGUGGUCUCCACGGCCACAGACUACUGGAUGCAGUACCGCCUGUCUGGCAGUUUUGCCCACCAGGGCCUGUGGCGGUAUUGCAUGUCUGGGAAGUGCUACAUGCAGACGGACAGCAUCGCUUACUGGAAUGCCACACGAGCCUUUAUGAUCCUGUCGGCUAUGUCAUGUUUUGCUGGAAUCAUUGCCGGAAUUCUCUCUUUUGCUCACUUUUCUGCAUUUGAGAGAUUCAACCGCUCCUUCGCUGCAGGGAUCAUGUUUUUCAUUUCAACUCUCUUUGUUCUGCUGGCAAUGGCUAUCUAUACUGGGGUGACAGUGAAUUUUCUUGGGAAGCGUUUUGGUGAUUGGCGCUUCUCCUGGUCUUACAUACUUGGCUGGGUUGCCCUACUCAUGACAUUUUUUGCAGGUAUAUUUUACAUGUGUGCCUAUAGGAUGCAUGAGUGCAGGAGAGUGGCUGGCCCGCGCUAA
Molecule: messenger RNA, 522 nt
Organism: Chanos chanos (milkfish)
Lineage: Eukaryota; Metazoa; Chordata; Actinopteri; Gonorynchiformes; Chanidae
Gene: lim2.5
Product: lens intrinsic membrane protein 2.5
Exons: 4
Coding region: 1-522 (173 amino acids)
Cellular component (GO): plasma membrane
Molecular function (GO): structural constituent of eye lens
Source: RefSeq, a predicted model, not a curated record